AUGCAUUGCAAAUAAAUUUUAAAUUAUCCAUAAAUAAAUAAUUUUAAUUUUAAAUUAGGUUAUAAUAGAAUAAUCAAAAAUAAAUGGUUACUCCAUUUAAUUUUAGUUUAAAUCUUCAUCAGAAUCUGGGUCAUACAUGAUCUAUUCAAUUUGUUGAUGAUCAAUUAAGAAGGAUUAUAUGGUAUUUAAUAGUCUUUGUACUAAAUUAAAAGAUACUCUUGGCUCUCUAAUUAACUUAGGGGCUAGUAACCAGUAGUUAAUAAUUAAUCAAAUUUAUAAAAAAAUGAAUUAAAUUUUUUAUCAAAAAUAUAAAUUAAAAAUAAUCUAAUUUCAGAAAUUAGAUAAAGUAGCAAUUUUUUUAUUUUUAGGACAUCAAUCAAAUAGCUGUUAAUCAUGGAGGAACUUGUUUAGAUGGAAAUUGAUCUUAUUGAACUUAAAAAAUAAUCUAAUUAAAGUUGUGCAUUGGCAAUAGCUUUUCUUGCGAUAUGGAUAUAUUUAUAUGGAUAUUUAUCAGGGAUGAAUAUUGCUUAAAUAUAUGCAUGUUGUCUAAUUUAAAUGAUAUUUUUACUAACUAAAAGGAAAACACAGUGCUCCACUUUAUUCAUAUUCUUUCCAUUCUGCUUAGCAUUAUUAGUAUUAAUUGAUUUAAUUUUAAUUAUCAUUAAUGUUAUCUCCUAAACUGACCCUUUCACUUAAUAAAUACUAAUGUUCCUUACAGUAGUAUUUACUUUUAAGUAUUCAUAUUAUGAGAAUAAAAUUAUGACUAAUCUUUCAAUAAUGAAUAUAAUGAUAUUAAAUGAAGUAAUAAGAAGAUAUCUUCUUGAAAAUUACUAAGACGAAGAGAACAAUUAAUAAAAAGUUGAAAGAAUUUAGAGUAUUGACUCAAGUUAAAUAGAUCCUGUUUAUGGUAAGAAUUGUACAAUUUGUAGUGAUGAAUGUGGUCUUUAAGAAAAAGUAGUUUAGCUUAAAUGUCUUCAUAUUUUCCAUAGUGAGUGCAUCCGCAAAUGGUUGCUUUAAUAAAGGUAUUGCCCGAAUUGCAGAGAUUAAGUAUUUUGA
Molecule: messenger RNA, 1056 nt
Organism: Tetrahymena thermophila SB210
Lineage: Eukaryota; Ciliophora; Oligohymenophorea; Hymenostomatida; Tetrahymenidae
Product: RING-H2 zinc finger protein
Exons: 1
Source: RefSeq, a predicted model, not a curated record